AUGAUGGAAGCCAUACAAGAAGAAGAUCUUUUGAAUCUUAGUUUAGCAAUUGUUACUGAUCGUUCAAGCCCGGAAAGAAAAAGAAAGAGGGAGAUAAAAGCUCUUAGUUUCAAUCCAUUAAACUUCUAUGAAGGAAGUGAAGGGAAGAUCUUUAGACUACUUCAAAUGAGAGAACAAAUGUUAAAACCAGACAGUAAAAGAAAAGGAGUAGUAGUUCUUGAAGAUGGAAAAGGUCUUCAUUUAAUUCAUUUGCUUCUCAUUACUGCAACUGCUGUUGAUGAGAACAAUAUUCCUUCUGCUUUGCAAAAUCUAACUGAAUUAUACCAAAGUGUAUCAUUAACAGGCGAUUCUGUUCAACGGGUUGUUGCUUAUUUUGCAGAUGGAUUAUCUGCCAGGGUUUUAACUCGAGAAUCUCCGUUUUAUGAGAUGAUCAUGAAAGAACCGACAAGCGAAGAAGAAUUCAUGGCUGUCACUCAUCUCUAUAGAGUCUCUCCCUAUUAUCAAUUCGCGCAUUUCACUGCAAACCAAGUAAUACUCGAAGAAUUUGAGAAAGAAGCAGGAGAAAACAAUAACCGUGCUUUGCACGUUAUUGAUUUCGAUGCUUGCUAUGGGUUUCAGUGGCCUUCUUUAAUACAAUCUGUCUCAGAGAAAGCUACAUUUAGUAAUCGGGUAUUUCUUCGAAUAACAGGAUUUGGAAGAAGCAUUGAAGAAUUGCAAGAAACUGAGAGUAGAUUAGUUAGUUUUUCGAAAGGGUUUAAAAAUUUAGUGUUUGAGUUUCAAGGAUUAUUAAGAGGAUCAAAGAUGAUUAAUUUCAAGAAAAGGAAGAAUGAAACAGUAGCCGUUAAUUUAGUUUUUCAUCUAAAUACUUUAAAUGAUCCUCUUAAAAUUUCUGAUACGUUAAAAUUAGUGUACUCAUUUAAUCCUUCUAUUGUUAUUUUGGUAGAGCAAGAAAGUAGUAGAAGCCCUAGAAGCUUUUUAUCAAGAUUUAUGGAGUCUCUACAUUAUUUUGCAGCAAUGUUUGAUUCUUUAGAUGAUUGUCUUCCAUUAGAGAGCUUAGAAAGGUUAAGUAUAGAAAAGAAUCAUCUUGGUAAAGAAAUUAAAUGUAUGCUUAAUUUUGAUAAAGAAAAUAGUUAUUGUCCAAGAUUUGAGAAGAUGGAGACAUGGAAAGGAAGAAUGGAGAGCCAUGGAUUUGCAGGUUUGAAAUUAAGUUCAAAGUGUUUGAUACAAGCGAAGCUUCUUUUGAAAAUUAGAACCCAUUAUUGUCCUCUGCAAUUUGAUGGAGAAAGUAGUAAUGGUGGAUUUAGAGUAUUUGAAAGAGAUGAUGGGAAAGCUAUUUCUCUCGGAUGGCAAGACAGGUGUUUACUUACUGCCUCUGCAUGGCGUUGUGUAUGA
This is a messenger RNA of Jatropha curcas, 1392 nucleotides long. RefSeq names its product protein SCARECROW-like (gene GRAS31). The record is from RefSeq and is marked predicted. Lineage: Eukaryota; Viridiplantae; Streptophyta; Magnoliopsida; Malpighiales; Euphorbiaceae.